AUGGUUUCUCAAGACCUAAGUAAGGACUCUGGCUCCAAAAAAAAUGGAGGUAAGGAGCUUGGAAUGGUAACUCCUCAAGACAAGCCCUUGAAGAAGAUGAAGUUUGUUUCAGCUGUUGAGACAAAACCAACCAGCACGACAACAAUUUCUAAGGAUUCAAAGUCAGGUCGAGGAAUGAGCACAAUGCCUUGUGUUGUGAAGAGAAAAUUGCAGAAAAUCAAGCCAGUUGUUGAGUACAAUAAAAGGGGGAAAGGAUGUGGCCCUGCACAUACUGAGAUGCAGUCCUACAUUGGUGUGUUGGCACGCUCCAGAGUCCCACUUGUGGACAAGAAAGGGCUGAAAUCCCCAAGGAUAUAA
Messenger RNA from Prunus armeniaca (apricot), 357 nucleotides. The record is from the annotation of a GenBank genome assembly. Lineage: Eukaryota; Viridiplantae; Streptophyta; Magnoliopsida; Rosales; Rosaceae.